AUGUCAGUGGUAUGUUUCAUAUUCGUGCCGAGUAUCAUCAACACCUUUCUAGCGACACUCUCCAUACUCUCCAUUUCAUGCAGUCUGCUGGGAAUGUUAAGCUGGUGGAAUCUUGAUAUGGAUCCGAUCACAAUGGUCAACGUGCUAAUGGGCAUUGGCUUCAGUGUGGAUUUCUCAGCGCAUAUUUGUUAUCAUUUCCACAAAUCACAACUAAUGACCACAACAAGCAAAACUGAAUACUCAUCCAGUCAGCAACACGAAAACGCCAAAGUACUUCGACUCGCGAAUGUUUUCAAUGCAGUCGCAAGUCCCGUUAUUGAGGUCGUAUUUAAGUGA
Messenger RNA from Anisakis simplex (herring worm), 336 nucleotides. NCBI's taxonomy places the organism in Eukaryota, Metazoa, Nematoda, Chromadorea, Rhabditida, Anisakidae. The record is from the annotation of a GenBank genome assembly.